GGCAGCUACCGAGAGCGAGGAGCCACGGAGCAAGGCUGGGAGUGAGGGCGCCGCUGGCCGGCCCGCCCGGCCCUCUGCACCGCUCCCGCGCGGGUUCCAGGAGAAACGGGCAGGCCUGGUGGGGGCUCCAGCACCGACAUGCACAGCGCUCGGCUUGACAGCUUCCUCAGCCAGCUCCGCUGGGAACUGCUGUGUGGCCGGGACACAGGCUCACCCCCGAUGCCUGGCCCCCUGAAGCCAGCCCCCAAAACUGGCCCAGGUGUGCAGCCCAGCCACCAGCUCAGGGCCUCAGAUGCUUUGGAAGAGGACUCUGUCUGCUGUGUGGAAGAGGAGGAAGAGGAGGAGGAUGAGGAGGAAGCAGUGGUGACAGAAGACGGGGGUGCAGCCUUAGGGGGCCCCAGGGAACAUGCCCUGGACUGGGACUCUGGCUUCUCUGAGGUAUCAGGCAGUACAUGGCGAGAGGAAGAGCUGCCUGUACCCCAGUGCCCAGCACCCCCAGCAAGGCCCCCUCAUAGCCAGCGCCUCUCAUUCAGUGGCCUCCCCCUGCCCAGCAGGGCCCCUGUAGCCAGCGCACCACCUGCCCGCCGUCCACGGCCCAAGUCCACCCCAGAUGCCUGCCUGGAGCAUUGGCAGGGACUAGAAGCAGAGGACUGGACAGCGGCCUUACUGAAUAGGGGUCGCAGUCGCCAGCCCCUGGUGCUGGGGGACAACUGCUUUGCUGACUUGGUGCACAACUGGAUGGAGCUGCCCGAGACAGCCAGUGAAGGGGGCGAUGGAGGUGGGCACCGUGCCCGUGCUCGGCCCCCCCAGUUCCUGCUUGGCCUCUCAGAGCAGCUUCGGCGCCAGCUGGCCAGGGCUCGGCGGGCAGCUAUGGCAGGAAAGCGGCUAUCAUGCCCACCUCGCCCCGAACCUGAGCUGCCUGGGGACGUCUCACGUUUUGCAGCCCUCAUGAGCUGCCGCAGCCGCCAGCCCAUCAUCUUCAAUGAUGUCAGCUACCUCUGACCCUGCUCUCCAUCCUGGGACAAUAAAGGCCUUUUUUUAGAC
Molecule: messenger RNA, 1044 nt
Organism: Propithecus coquereli (Coquerel's sifaka)
Lineage: Eukaryota; Metazoa; Chordata; Mammalia; Primates; Indriidae
Gene: INKA1
Product: family with sequence similarity 212, member A
Exons: 2
Coding region: 139-1002 (287 amino acids)
Cellular component (GO): nucleus
Molecular function (GO): protein kinase binding; protein serine/threonine kinase inhibitor activity
Source: RefSeq, a predicted model, not a curated record